This is a messenger RNA of Monomorium pharaonis (pharaoh ant), 2506 nucleotides long. RefSeq names its product odorant receptor 85b. Gene Ontology annotation, cellular component: plasma membrane. The record is from RefSeq and is a predicted model, not a curated record. Gene Ontology annotation, biological process: sensory perception of smell; detection of chemical stimulus involved in sensory perception of smell. The transcript is spliced from 6 exons. NCBI's taxonomy places the organism in Eukaryota, Metazoa, Arthropoda, Insecta, Hymenoptera, Formicidae. The coding region runs from base 890 to 2050 and encodes 386 amino acids. Gene Ontology annotation, molecular function: odorant binding; olfactory receptor activity.
AAAUAAAUGCUUCUCUUUCGUGUACUUAGAUAUUAUUUAAGAUUUUCAUAAUAAUUUUGUAAUAUUUAAACGAUAUUAUAAUGUCUAUAAAACACUAUUUUUAAAAAAAUUAACAUAAGCUUAUUAAAUUUUAUGAUGUUCUUUAAAACUUAUAUUAUGCUCGUCGUUUGCGAAGAACGCCACGCUGGUACUGGUACCAUAAAACUUCAUUCAGCACUUCGUUUUUCCGUCUCCUGCUUCUGGCUUACUUUUCACGAUUAUUACGUGCAAUCCCUGUAUCUGAUGUACACCGGAGUUUCAUCCGAAAUCAUAUGAUUUACAUAUUUUAAGAGAAUAAGUUGCAAACGUACAUUCGCGUGCACACUUGCCGCAUUUACCGUCAUACAUAAGGAAGAAUAUCCUUCAAUAUUGAGGAAAACCAAAUCUAGGAAGAGAGAAACUUUCACUUCUGUUCCCUUCCUUAAGAAAUUUUCCCCCAUUUACGGAAAUACAAAAGUUUUCUUAUGACCAAGCACGGUUUAACGUUUCGUGUACGCUCGCGUAUUGCUAUCUGCCAUCGCUUGAAUUUUUAACGAAAAUAACGCAGUGCGCGCUGCACCAUCGGUUUCGCCCGGGGUUUUCGAGAGGGAGAGGGUCGGUCACCCGGAAACUUUUUUUCAUCGACAAUAAUACAUGCAAUCUGUGCAUGUGCGAUCAAAAUAUUUAAUAAGACGUGGCUUGUGGGAGGGUACCCUCCACUCGUUUCAAGCUUUCAGUUUGUACAGAGACGCUAUAGUGUGCACAUUGGACGAUCGAUCAGAUGUUUUUCAUAACACCGUUUGAAAAUUUCUUAUCGGAGUCGAUGCAUGUUAACGGUGCAGAGUAACAGAAAGAUAAAAAUAACAGAAAUAUGAAAGUACAAAAUACUGUUAGCCAAACGAUAGAAAUUUGGCUUCGAAUUUUUGGCAUAUGGCCAAAUACGUCGUGCGUUUUAUUUCGUAGACUAUUCUGGAGCGUUGCACUCGCAAUCGAGCAAAUCUUUCAGUAUCGAUAUGUCGUAAGGAAUUUCCAUUUGUUUGAUUUUUCCGAGAUGGUGGAUGUUUUAAGUGCGACAAUGGCGUAUACGAUAUUUUUUAUUAAACUUGUAAUUUUUUGGUUUAAACAGCGAACGUUCAACAGGAUAUUAAUGAUGAUGGCGAUCGAUUGGGAAAAGUGCUCCACUACAAAAUUCAAUAUGUUUGCGACGACAUACAAUGCUAAACUGUCGCAGCGCUUUGCUAACAUGACGGUGAUUUUUUAUUCGACAGCUGUAAUUCUUUUUAGCAGUAAUAUCCUCAUAAGACUCGCAGACGACGGCAAAUCUUCCAAUGUUUCUACACGGUUGCUCAUUCUACAGAUGGAUCUGCCGUUUGAAAUUAAUCAAAGAUUCGUAUAUGAAUUAAUUAUAAUUGCUCAAUUUCUUCAUUUGAUAGUGUGUUCUGACGCAAUCGGUUUAUUAAAUGCUCUGCUCAUAAAUUUGAUAUUGCAUAUAGGUGGUCAAAUCGAUAUUCUUCGUGUGAAUUUGACGGAAAUUUUUUCAAAGAAAAAGAAGAACAGUCUAAAUAAUUUUAUAGUAGAAGAAGUAAUCAAGAAACACCAAAAAAUCAUUAUCUUUUCACAGUGCAUUGAAGAUCUGUAUUCUUAUAUUGCGUUGGUGUUAUUCAUAUCGGAUACUCUGAUUAUCUGCUGCUUGGGUUUUACAAUUGUUACGUCGGUCGGUCAACCCGAUGCUACGAAAAUGAUAAUCAAGAAUAUUUUAUUUUAUCUCGCUAUGAAUAUGGAAGCGUUCAUAUUUUGUUUCGCCGGAGAAUACUUAAGCUCUAAGAGCAAAAGCAUUGGAGAUGCUGCAUACGAUUCCCUAUGGUAUGAAUCAGAUUCCAGAGACAGUCAAGUUAUACAAUUUUUGAUUAUGAGGUCACAAAAUCAAUUGACUAUUACAAUUGGAAAGAUAAUGAAUUUGUCUUUAGAACGAUUUGGUAGUAUUGUAAAGGCUUCAGCCUCCUAUAUAUCGGUCUUACUCGCAAUGUAUUAAAGCAAAACUGCAUUCUACUUACAUCAAAUUUCUAAUGGGUGUUAACAACUGAUUAUUAUUUAGUUGCAAAAAAUUUGUACAUGAAUUAAAGGCGAUAAAAGUUGCAGCAUUACUUAUUGUUCUCUUCCAUGUGCGUCACAAACUUGCACUUGCGUGUAUGCGUUUUGUCGAAAGUAAGAAUAAAAUCGAGACUGCCCAGACGGUAGAUCGAUAACUCGAGAUACGCAAUGUUUAUUAAAUGAGGUCGAACAAUGCAACCCCGUGUUGCUUUUUUUUCUCCCUAGCAUUGUUCGCUCCACUUCACGAGUCCCGAUAAUUUUUCUUUUAUUUUCUGCAACUUCCAUUUAAACAUUAUACACUUGCUCCGGGCACGACGUUUUGCAUUUUUAAGCUUUGUAAUUCACUGCUAUUGCGUUACCUUGACAGAGAAAGAGAGAAAGAGAGAGAGAGAGAGAG